CCUUGCCCCUUAUCUCUCUCUUUCUCUCGCUAUGGCCACUGUUUUCAGAACCCCCACUUUCCGGCCUCCGCCUCCGCCUCCGCCGCGCGCUGCCAAGUCGCCGAAGCCCUCGCGCUUCACCGUCGCGUCUUUCGGACAGAGCACCACCUGCAGGAGAAAACCCCCCUCGCUCCUCUCCUCCCUGCGGUUCCCUACUGUUCCCUCUCCACGGUUCGUCAGGUUCGUUCCCUUCGCUUUCGAUGGCGACACCGAGGCCCCGCAAGUUCAGGAACCGGAGGUUCAGGUUCUGGACCCUUCAGAUGGUGCUGUUGGUGUAAAUGAUAGUGCAAGUGAUAAUGAGGUUAGCGAUGCUGAUGAAACAUUUGCUUCACCUUUCUUAGUGAUACUUCAAUCGUACAGAGAAGCAUUGGCUAAUAAUGACGAAGUCAAAAUUGCUGAGUUGGAAUCGUCAUUAAAAUCCAUUGAAGAUGAGAAAAUAGAACUUGAAGGGAAAAUAGCUUCUUUAUCAGAGGAGUUAUCAAUAGAAAAGGAUCGGAUUCUAAGGAUUAGUGCAGACUUUGACAAUUUUCGGAAGAGGACAGAGAGAGAUCGCCUUUCAUUGGUCACAAAUGCUCAGGGUGAAGUUGUGGAGAGUUUGUUGCCUGUGUUGGAUAAUUUUGAGAGAGCAAAAACCCAGAUAAAGGUGGAGACAGAGGGAGAGGAGAAAAUAAACAACAGCUAUCAGAGCAUAUAUAAACAAUUCAAUGAAAUUCUAACUUCACUUGGAGUUGAACCAGUGGAGACAGUUGGAACACCCUUUGAUCCAUUGCUACACGAAGCAAUUAUGCGUGAGGAUUCUGAUGAAUUUGAAGAUGGCAUCAUAAUUCAAGAAUUCAGAAAGGGUUUUAAACUUGGUGACCGUCUCUUGCGUCCAUCAAUGGUAAAGGUAUCAGCUGGUCCUGGACCUGCAAAGCCUGAACAAGAAGCACCGCAAGAAGAGCAAGUCAACACUGAAAUUUCUGAGGACAGUAAAGAAAAUGAGGGCAGCACAGAAACAGAGUCUUCUUGAGAGGUCAUAACUUUUUGCCUGAUUUCAGUUUUGCAAUAAUAUAUUAAUUUUAAUCUCCAGGAACAUAAUGUUGGCUGUAAGAGUCUCCCAGGAGAUAUUCCUCCCAAAUUUCCCUUAAAAAUAAAGUUAGUAUUAUGUGAUUUUGAAUUAUAUUUUUAGAUUUUUAUGUCCUUGCAUGGCUUUCAUAGAGAUGACUGAGUUUUCAGAGGUACCAUUUUCCUGAAAGGAAGAGUAAGUUGCAAUGUUCAAGUGCUCGGCACCUGGAAUCAGAAGUAUUGUAGUGUGAGCAUUUUAAUUAUUUGAUUAAAGGUUUUAUGAUGACAAAUUAUUUUUCAUCUUAAUGCAUAAUGUAUCCUUUGGUCGGGCGA
Glycine soja is the source of this 1416-nucleotide messenger RNA. RefSeq names its product protein GrpE-like. The transcript is spliced from 3 exons. NCBI's taxonomy places the organism in Eukaryota, Viridiplantae, Streptophyta, Magnoliopsida, Fabales, Fabaceae. Gene Ontology annotation, cellular component: chloroplast. Gene Ontology annotation, molecular function: protein-folding chaperone binding; protein homodimerization activity; adenyl-nucleotide exchange factor activity. The record is from RefSeq and is a predicted model, not a curated record. Bases 32 to 1048 code for a protein of 338 amino acids. Gene Ontology annotation, biological process: protein folding.